Messenger RNA from Aspergillus clavatus NRRL 1, 4278 nucleotides. It is a transcript of the gene aarA, whose product is annotated as L-aminoadipate-semialdehyde dehydrogenase. Gene Ontology annotation, biological process: L-lysine biosynthetic process. Bases 1 to 4278 code for a protein of 1425 amino acids. The transcript has 4 exons. Lineage: Eukaryota; Fungi; Ascomycota; Eurotiomycetes; Eurotiales; Aspergillaceae. The record is from RefSeq and is a predicted model, not a curated record. Gene Ontology annotation, molecular function: phosphopantetheine binding; L-aminoadipate-semialdehyde dehydrogenase [NAD(P)+] activity.
AUGGGUGCUGACACAGCUUCCCUUCAAGAUCGCCUUGAGCGAUGGUCGCAAAGACUCCAGAAUCUCACAGUGUCUCCUCUGACUCGGGACUAUCCCGAGAAUCAAAAGGCAGAUCUCAAGAGAGCGAUUGAGGCCUUUGAAUCGCUCAAAUUGCCCGGCGAUGUGCAUGCUGGGUUGCAGAAGCUCUCCGGCUCAUCAUCUGGAUUCACUGCUUUCUUGACUGCUUUCGUUGUUCUCGUCGCUCGUUUGACCGGAGAUGAGGAUAUCGCUGUCGGGACAAGCUCGGCGGAAGACGGCCGGCCGUUUGUCUUGCGAGUCCCCAUCGAUCAGUCAGAAACUUUCCAGCAGCUGUACAGCAAAGUGGAAGCAGCAUUUAACCAGGGAGCUGCCGAUAUCGUCCCUCUAGGAAGCCUUCGCUCAUAUAUUCAAGAGAAAUCCAGCUCAGAACGUGCCCCGAUCCUGUUCCGCUUCGCUGUUUACGAUGCGCCUGCCUCCUCACAAGAAUACCCUGCCAACACAUUCGAUACCACCGACCUGGUGGUCAACAUUGCACCAGCAAGUGGAUCUACUUCGGAGAUGGAGCUCGGAGCAUACUACAACCAGCGACUUUUCUCCAGCGCCAGAAUUGCCAUUAUCCUGAAGCAGCUGGCGCAGAUCGUUCAAAAUGCCGUUAGCAACCCAGAGGAGGCAAUUGGAAGGAUUGAUUUCAUGACGGAGGAGCAGCGGUCGCUGUUGCCAGAUCCCACGUCGGAUCUGCACUGGUCCAAGUUCCGGGGCGCAAUCCAUGACAUCUUUGCUCAGAAUGCCGAGAAGCAUCCCGACAAGUUAUGCGUGGUAGAAACCAAGUCCGAGCAAUCUCCUCAUCGGGAAUUCACCUACAGGCAGAUCAAUGAGGCUUCGAACAUCCUGGGUCAUCAUCUCGUCAAGGCCGGUAUUGAGAGAGGAGACGUCGUGAUGGUCUAUGCUUACCGUGGUGUCGACCUUGUUGUGGCCGUCAUGGGUAUUCUCAAAGCCGGUGCAACCUUCUCGGUCAUUGACCCUGCAUACCCCCCGGAAAGACAGUGCAUUUACCUUGACGUUGCUCGGCCCCGGGCCCUCAUUAACAUCAAGAAGGCUACAAAGGAAGCCGGCGAACUGACCCAGCUCGUUCGUUCGUUCAUUGACGAAAACCUUCAGUUGCGCACAGAAAUCCCCGCCCUCGCUCUGCGCGAUGACGGCAGUUUGGUUGGAGGAUCGGUCAAUGGCCAGGAUGUUCUUGCCGAUCAAGUCCCCUUGAAGUCCAAGCCUGUGGGCGUUGUGGUCGGUCCGGACUCUACACCCACUCUCUCAUUCACCUCCGGUUCUGAGGGCAGACCCAAGGGUGUCAAGGGUCGUCAUUUCUCUCUGGCAUACUACUUCCCUUGGAUGUCCGAGACCUUCAAGCUCAAUCCCGAUGACCGUUUCACAAUGCUCAGUGGCAUUGCUCAUGACCCUAUCCAGAGAGAUAUCUUUACACCCCUCUUCUUAGGAGCUCAGCUGCUGGUUCCGGCCCGCGAGGAUAUUCAGAACGAGAGACUUGCCGAGUGGAUGCGCGAAUAUGGCGCUACGGUCACCCAUUUGACCCCUGCCAUGGGUCAAAUCCUCGUCGGUGGUGCCUCUGCGCAAUUCCCCACGCUCCAUCAUGCUUUCUUCGUUGGUGACAUUCUCAUCAAGCGAGACUGCCGUUCUCUCCAGGCGCUGGCUCCCAACGUCAACAUUGUCAACAUGUACGGAACCACUGAGACCCAGCGUGCUGUCAGUUACUAUGAAAUCCCCAGCUACUCCAGCCAAGAAGGUUACUUGGAUACCAUGAAGGAUGUCAUUCCCGCCGGCCGCGGAAUGAUCGACGUGCAAAUGUUGGUUGUCAACCGCUUUGACCCAAGCCGCAUUUGCGCGAUCGGUGAGGUGGGUGAGAUCUAUGUCCGUGCAGGUGGUCUGGCAGAGGGCUAUCUGAGCAACGAUGAGCUCAACAAGAAGAAAUUCCUCACAAACUGGUUUGUUGACCCUCAGGCCUGGACUGAAAAGGACAAGGCCGAAUCGCAGGGCACCAACGAGCCCUGGAGACAGUUCUACGUCGGGCCCAGGGACCGCUUGUACCGCAGUGGUGAUCUUGGCAGAUAUACUCCGUCUGGUGAUGUUGAAUGCUCUGGUCGUGCCGAUGAUCAGGUCAAGAUCCGAGGUUUCCGCAUCGAGCUUGGUGAGAUUGAUACUCAUCUGUCUCGUCAUCCUCUGGUCCGGGAGAAUGUCACUCUGGUGCGGAGAGACAAGUUCGAGGAACCAACCUUGGUCAGCUACUUUGUGCCAGAUAUGAGCAAGUGGGCCUCGUGGCUUGAGAGCAAGGGUCUCAACGACGAUGACUCCGCUGAAGGAAUGGUGGGCAUGCUCAGACGCUUCCGACCUCUUCGUGAUGACGCCCGUGAACACCUGCGGAGCAAGCUCCCUGCCUAUGCUGUGCCGACCGUCUUCAUUCCUCUGAAGCGCAUGCCUCUGAACCCCAAUGGCAAGAUCGACAAGCCUGCCCUGCCAUUCCCUGAUACUGCGGAACUCAGUGCUGCAGCCCCCCGCCGCAAGUCUUCCGUGCUGCAGGCGCUCUCCCAAACCGAGCAGACUUUGGCCCAGAUUUGGGCCAAUCGCAUUCCCAACGUCACGUCUCGCAUGAUCGGACCUGACGAUUCCUUCUUCGAUCUCGGUGGACACAGUAUCUUGGCGCAGCAGAUGUUCUUUGAUCUGAGACGUAAGUGGCGUGGAGUUGACAUUAGCAUGAAUGCCAUCUUCCGCAGCCCUACUCUCAGAGGGUUUGCUGCCGAAAUUGAUCGCUUGAUCAAUGCGGACUCUUUCGCAACCAGUGCUAAUGAGACCGAUGCCGCCGCCGACACUUCGGCCGCAUCAGCUGGACCCGACGACGAGUAUUCCAAGGACGCUCGCAAGCUGGUUGAUCUUCUUCCUAAGUCGUUCCCUGAGCGCACGGAGCCCAUUCUCUCUGGCGAGCCAACUGUCUUCCUUACUGGUGCGACUGGAUUCCUGGGCGCGCAUAUCCUCCGCGAUUUGCUCACACGCAAAUCGCCCCUGGCGAAGGUUGUGGCGCUCGUGCGUGGUAAGACCGAAGAGCAGGCUCUGGAUCGUGUCCGCUCUACCUGUCGCGCGUACGGUUUCUGGGAUGAGGCAUGGACCAGCCGGCUCCAGUGCGUCUGCGGUGAUCUUGGAAAGCCGCAGUUUGGUCUGUCCGAGGCAUUGUGGAAGGAUUUGACCGAACGAGUGGAUGCUGUGAUUCACAAUGGCGCUCUUGUCCACUGGGUGUACCCUUAUUCUACACUCAAGCCCGCCAACGUCCUGGGUACCAUCGACGCUCUGAAGCUCUGCGCUAGCGGAAAGCCCAAGCAGUUCUCCUUUGUUAGCUCGACCAGUGUGCUUGAUAAUGACCACUACGUGUCUGAAUCGGAACGGAUCAUCGCGGCCGGUGGUGCCGGUAUCAGCGAGGAGGACGAUCUUGAGGGCAGCAGCGUGGGUCUUGGAACCGGAUACGGUCAGAGCAAGUGGGCUAGCGAGUACCUCGUCCGCGAGGCCGGCCGCAGGGGGUUGAAGGGAACCGUUGUCCGUCCUGGUUAUGUUCUGGGUGACUCCCAGACUGGAACCACAAACACGGACGACUUCCUCAUUCGUAUGAUGAAGGGUUGCAUUCAGCUUUCUGCUCGUCCCAACAUCCACAACACCGUCAACAUGGUGCCCGUAGACCACGUCGCCCGUGUGGUCAUCGCUGGUGCCUUCCAGCCUCCCUGCACGCCGAUCGGAGUUGCCCAGGUCACUGGACACCCGCGGCUGCGGUUCAACCAGUUCCUGGGCGCUCUGCAGGCCUACGGAUACGACGUGCCCCAGGUCGAUUACGUUCCGUGGAAGAUGUCUCUCGAGCACUACGUGAAUGACGGAAAGCACGAUGACCCCGAGUCCCAGCAUGCCCUUAUGCCGCUGUACCAUUUCGUCACGGCCGACCUCCCCUCCAACACCAAAGCCCCCGAACUAGACGAUGUCCAUGCCGCUGCCUCCCUCCGGGCCGAUGCCGCCUGGUCCGGCAUCGAUGCGUCCGCCGGCGCCGGUGUGACGGAGGACCUAGUCGGUUUGUACGCCUCCUACCUUGUCACGAUUGGAUUCUUGCCCGCACCCCCUGCCUCUGCGACCGGCGCACGGCCCUUGCCCUCGGUGCAACUCAGCGAAGACCAGAAGAAGGCUUUGACGAACGUGGGUGGACGUGGAGGUGCUUCUUGA